Molecule: messenger RNA, 2490 nt
Organism: Darwinula stevensoni
Lineage: Eukaryota; Metazoa; Arthropoda; Ostracoda; Podocopida; Darwinulidae
Source: the annotation of a GenBank genome assembly
AUGUUGUUCAAAGGCCGUAGUUCCAAGUUGGAGGAUCUCAUCAAGAAGAUCCAUCGAUUCCAGCGAGGUGAGGGUGGAAGCAGCGGCUGGAGUGGGAUCUCGACCGAGGGAUCUGGGUCGGGAUCGGGAUCGCCAGGUGGGAGCAUAGCAGAUCCGGAUCUUCAAGAUCGACCUCCUCCCUAUCAUUGUUCCUUCUGUGACAAGUCCUUCGCCAGACUCUCCUAUCUUAAGAAACAUGAACAGAGUCAUGGAGAAGAGAUGCCGUUCAAGUGCAGUUUCUGCCAGCGCCUAUUCAAACACAAGAGGAGUAGGGAUCGACACAUCAAGCUCCACACGGGAGACAAGAAAUACCGCUGCCAUCAAUGCGAUGCCGCUUUUUCGCGCAGGUUUGUAUUGCAUGUGGGGCCGUCUGACCACUUGAAGAUCCACGUGAAGACCCACGACACAGGAAAGCCUUUCCAAUGCACUCACUGCAACCGGGGAUACAAUACGGCAGCGGCUCUCACGUCUCACAUGCAGAAUCACAAGCAGGCCAAUCGCAGCUUGCCUAAUUCUUCUUCGCCCGGCAUGGAAUCGACCCGAGAGACUUCUAGUCCCAUCACGGAACAGAACCAGGAUUCUACCGAGGGGAUCGAGGAGAAAGCCCAAGAGGAGGCUCCAACGAGCAAUGGAUUGAACGGGCUGUCUGGAUUCCCGUGCGCAUUGUGUCCCACGGGUUUCCCGUCCAUUCGAGACGUACAGAAGCAUCUGGUUAUGGAGCACAAUUUCCUGGACGUAUUUCCCUGGUCUUUGAUGUCGACUCCGACGGCUGCGGAGGUGGGUCGGACGUGGCUCUGCAACCAAUGCAACGAAGGCUUCCGGGACUUCGAAUCCUUCCGAACUCAUCUUGGGGGACACCUGGAGUCCACUCGACACAAGUCCCUUUGCUUCGAAUGUCACCAGGAGUUCCCCGACCAAGACUCUCUGGAUUCCCACAUGGUCUCCCAUUACUUGGCAUCGACUACGGAAUACGGGUGCCAGAGCUGUCAGAAACUCUUUCUUCGACCCGAUGAUCUCCAGAAGCACCUCAUGGACAUUCACGCCCUGCAUCUGUAUAAAUGUUCCCUCUGUCAAGGGGUAUUCGACUCCAAAGUCGCAAUCCAGGUUCAUUUCGCCGUGGAACACAGCGACGAAUGCAAGCUACUGAAAUGCGUCGUCUGUGGGGCGGGAUACAAGACAGAGGCGGAGUUUCACGUCCAUGUCAGGGCGAAUCACUUGAAGAAAUUGCAACCAUUGAAAUGUCUCCUUUGUAAUGCUUCAUUUGUCUCCCCUGAUGAACUUCAUGCCCACGUCAGGGUCUCCCACCGACGGGAAUUCCGCUGUCAACUCUGUCCGCAGGCUUUCCACGUCGAGUUCCUCUUGGACAGGCACAUCGAGACUUGUCACCAAGUCCAGAACAUGUCUGCCUUCAAGUGCGAGCAUUGUGACCUGGAUUUCCAGUCAGAGUCAGCCUUGAGUCAGCACCGAAGAGAAUUGCAUGGAAACCGGAUGAGAACCAGCCAAUCUGUAAGCCUUUUUUGUGCCUACUGCAACGAGAACUGCAAAACCAGGUCGGAAUUGGAAACACACAUGAAGGGUCACAAUCAUCAGACGGGGAAUGGGAAGCACAAGUGCAACAUCUGCGACGAGGUCUAUCCGACGGCUCAGACUUUGGCUCAGCACAGGCUGGUUCACUGUCAAGUGACCACAGGGAGCACGUGUGUGACGUGUAAGGUCACGCUGGGCACGGAACAAGAUUUCUUGGCCCAUCAGGGACAGCAUCACGGGAUGGGUUUUCCAACGCCUUGCAUCAUCUGCCGACAAAGCCUUGCUUCCAAGGCUGAACUCGAACUCCAUGCACGAUUCCAUCUGAGACAGCUGAGCCGGGAGACGAGGCCGGAACACGUGUGUGGACUUUGCGGGGGAGUAGCCUUUGAGACGGAGCAGCGACUUCAGCUCCAUCUGAUCGAGCACGCCUUCGAGGGAUGUGCAGCGUUCACCUGCCCGAUGUGCGGGAGCAUGUUCACGACCUCGGCUGGCCUUCACGCUCACCUUCCCUCUCACGACGGAGGUUCCAAGCCCUACCCAUGCCGGGCUUGUCCUCAAGCCUUCCACGUUGGAGCCGAGCUGGAGAACCACGUGGCUUUGAGGCACGAAGCGGUGAAGGCGAAGGUGAAAGAGCAGACCCACCUUUGUCCUGUGUGUGCGAGGACAUUUGCCAAAUCUCGCCACGCUCGCGAACACCUCCACACUCAUUUUAGCGAGAAGGGCCGAUUUCGGUGCCCCGACUGCGAUCGGUCGGGUGAGGACUUAUUGCCCCAUACGGAACACAUGCGAUAUCAGUGUCCCCGGUGCUCGUCUUUUUGCAAGGGGUUGGACGAGCUGAAGCUACACCUCCGAGUGGUCCAUUCCCUUGACGUCAUCCCGGUUUUCAACGAUCCCAAAUCCAAGGAUGAUGGUGAAACGGUGUGA